Molecule: messenger RNA, 7032 nt
Organism: Austrofundulus limnaeus
Lineage: Eukaryota; Metazoa; Chordata; Actinopteri; Cyprinodontiformes; Rivulidae
Gene: nup210
Product: nucleoporin 210
Cellular component (GO): nuclear pore
Source: RefSeq, a predicted model, not a curated record
GCUCACUGGAAGUCAAAUGAUUGCUAAUGGCGGGUAUUGUACGAAACACGCGUAUUUUAUGCUAUUGUUUGCUCACCGGUCGUGCAGACGCGCAGUAGUGCUUUCAGGAAAGUAGUCACUUGUGCUUCGGCCACUUAUCAUUGAUGGAAACAGCGCAGGAGCAGAGUAAGAGGAGUUUGUAACUGUUUUCUAAUACCCUCAUGUGGCCGCGGCUCUCUGUGAUGUCAAACUGAAAGUGAACAGGACGGCGGCGUGUUUGACUUGAACAUAUUAGCUUCAGGCUAUGCAAACUCUCAGGGACGUCUGCUUCGCUGCUACGGUUCCACAGCUGGACAAAGCGUAAACCUAAUGUGACAAAGAAAGUUCAGCUACUGAAAGAGACUUGUCCGUUCAUUUGACCGUCGGUUCCAUUGCUAAAAAAACCUGCUUGGGCAGCCUCUUGAACCGGAAACGAUGCUCAAACUGUUUGUGUUGUUGUUACUGACCGCCAUCGAGGUGGAUGGCUCGUCUAAACUAAAUAUUCCCAAAGUGUUGCUCCCGCUCGCCAGAACUACAAGAAUUAACUUCACUCUGGAGACCACGGAAGGCUGCUACAGAUGGACGUCCACCAGACCUGAAGUAGCGAGCAUCCAGCCUGUGGAUGAGGAUGGCGCCAGAGGCUGCUCUCGCAGUGCUGUCCUGCAGGCCCUGUCCACCCAGCCCUCCAGACUGACCAGCAUUAUCUUAGCUGAAGAUGUUGUUACGGGACAGGUCCUGCGCUGUGAUGCUAUUGUCGACAUCAUCAGCGACAUCCAGAUAGUCUCCACCACCAGAGAGCUACAUCUGGAGGACUCUCCGCUGGCUCUUAAGAUUCACGCACUGGACUCUGAAGGAAACACCUUCAGUACCCUUGCCGGUCUGGUUUUUGACUGGACCUUAGUGAAAGAUGUAGAUGUGAACGGAUUUACUGACUCCUACAAUUCAUUACGGGUGCUCAAAUUUUCUGAGUCCACAUACACCCCUCCUGGAUACAUUUCAGAAAUGGAGCGAGUUGGGAAACAGGGUGAUAUUAUCCUGGUGUCAGGACUGAAAACAGGACACGCAAAGCUCAAGGCCAAAAUACAAGAACCACUGUACAAGGAUGUGGGUGCUGCCGAGGUGAGACUGCUCAUCUUAGAGAACAUCCUGCUGAGCCCUGCACAUGAUGUCUACUUGCUGGCAGGAACUUCAAUCAGAUACAGAGUGCUGAAGAUAAGACAAGGGACGAUCACAGAGCUGUCCAUGCCUUGUGAUCAAUACGAACUGCACCUCCAGAACAGUGUGGUUGGCCCUAAUGGAAACCCAGAUGUUGCCGUGGCCAGCUUGGACCACAGCACCUCCACAGUUACAGCUGUUCAACUGGGACACAUUAAUGUGGUGCUGGAUCAUAAGAGCCUUCUGAUGCAGGGAGUGUCUCGCCUCCCCAACAGCACUCUCUUUGUUGUUGAACCAGCCUACCUAGGUUUUAAAAUCCAUCCAGGAGACAGCUGGGUUCUUGAAACGGGCAGAGUGUACGAUAUUCUCAUUGAAGUGUUCGAUAAAUCCAGCAACAAAAUUUAUCUGUCUGAUAACAUCCGCAUCGACACCGUGUUCCCUGUGGAGUAUUUUGAGAUCCUACAGUCCUCUCCAAAUGGAUCAUAUCAUCACGUCAGGGCCCUCAGAGAUGGCCUGACUCUCAUCGACGCAACGCUGAAAGCGGUUCAGGAUGAAAGAGGAAGGGUCCAUGCGUUGGCCAACCCCGUUCACAAUGAACAGGAUGUGGAAAUUUAUAACCCCAUAGUCCUCACUCCCAGUAUUCUCACCUUUCCAUGGCAACCGAAAGUUGGGGCUUAUCAGUAUACAGUAAAGGCGACAGGCGGGAGUGGCAAUUUCAGCUGGUCUUCAUCCAAUACAGCUGUGGCCACAGUGACCGUGAAAGGAGUUAUGACCACAGUCAGCGACAUUGGCGUCACCACAAUUUAUGCUCACGAUCUGCGUAACCCUCUCCACUUUGGUCAAAUGAAGGUGUAUGUUGUUGAGCCUGUAGCCAUGGACUUUGCUCCUUGCCCAGUAGAAGCCAGGUUAGGUCUGGUUCUGGACCUGCCCCUCAGGAUUUUUGGCCCGCUGGAGGAGCUGGAGAGAGAGCGGGUCAUGUUAAGUGACUGCUCCCACUUUGAUCUGCUGGUUGAACAGGAGAACCACGGGGUCUUUGAAUUACUAGAUGGGAGGCUGGCUCCAGGCCAGAACCACUGCAGUGGAGUUCGAGCCAAGGCCCUGUCUCCUGGGUACACAGUGCUUACUGUCAGCUACACUCAUGGCAACAUUCACCUCAGCGCCAAGAUCACCAUCGCUGCCUACCUUCCUCUCAAAGCAGUUGAUCCCGUGUCCGUGGCUGUGGUCACUCUGGGAUCCUCUAAGGACAUGCUGUUUGAGGGUGGCCCACGGCCCUGGGUUUUAGAACCUUCAAAGUUCUUCUGCACUUCGAGAGCUGAGGACGAGUCCAGCCUGAGCCUUACUCUGACCAGUCCCUCAUCCCACAACUAUAACCAGCACUGGCUCCGAGCGACCUGCAGGGCUCUGGGAGAGCAGGUGCUUGAGGUGACGGUGGGGAACAAGGCCAGUGUGACCAAUCCAUUUCCUGCUGUGGAGCCAGCUGUGGUGAAGUUUGUGUGUGCGCCUCCAUCACGCCUCACUCUGGUUCCAGUUUACACGAGUCCACAGCUGGACCUGAGCUGCCCACUGCUGAAACAGAACAAACAGGUGGUCCCUGUUUCAAAUUAUCGUAACCCCAUUUUGGACUUGGCAGCUUUUGAUCAACAAGGAAGAAAGUUUGACAACUUUAGCUCCCUGAGCAUGUUGUGGGAGUCAUCGAGGCCGUCUCUGGCCAGUAUCGAGUCCAGUAUGCCCAUGGAGCUACAACCAUUAGAAGAUAACAAUAAACAGAUGAAACUCCAUGGUCGUCAGACGGUUCUCGUCCAUCAGCAGACGGGGAUAGCAGCCAUUACAGUGACGGCUCUUGGAUAUCAGGUCCCACAUCUAGCAGCAGCCAAAGUUCCCAGUCCAUACGACCCGCUCACUCCUGUCUCUGCCACACUGGAGCUUCUCUUAGUUGAAGAUGUGAAAGUUUUUCCUGAUACUGUGACUAUUUACAACCACCCAGAUGUUCAGUUAAAUCUGGCCUUAAAAGAGGGUUCAGGCCACUUCUUUGUCAACACCAGUGUGAAAGGGAUCGUGAAUGUGCUUUUCCAAGAGGCCCAAAGCACAGCUCAGGUUUCUCCAGUCCAUCCAGGCACGGUGAAAGUGAUGGUUCACGAUCUCUGUCUGGCCUUUCCAGCUCCAGCUGAAGCCACAGUUCAUGUUUCUGACAUCCUGGAGGUUUAUGUGAGAGUGGUUGACAAGGUGGAGAUCGGGAAAUCUGUAAAAGCUUAUGUCAGAGUCUUGGAUGGUAAUAAGAAGCCUUUCCCAUCCAACUAUUUCCAGUUCAUGAACCUUAAACUCAAGGCAGCUUCUGCGAUAGUUUCUCUCCGGCCGUUAGCAGAAUCCACAGAAAGUGACACAGCAGUGUUUCUGGUGAAGGGAGCUGUUAUUGGUCAGACUACUCUGUCAGCUGUUGUUGUGGAUAAAAACGGAAGAAAAAUUGCCUCUGCACCACAGCAAAUUGAGGUCUUUCCACCGUUCAAACUCAUCCCAAGGAAAAUGACUCUGUUAAUAGGAGCGAUGAUGCAGAUCACAUCAGAGGGUGGUCCUCAGCCUCAGUCCCAUAUAAUUUUUUCCAUUUCCGAUGAAGACAUAGCUUCUGUUAAUGCGAUGGGUCACGUUAGAGGUGCCCAUGUCGGUAACGUUACAGUAACGGGGCUGGUCCAAGCCGUUGAUGCUGAGACUGGGAAGCUCGUCAUCGUCUCUCAGGAUCAAGUAGAGGUAGAGGUUGUGUUUUUGACGGCCAUUCGAAUCAGAGCGCCUAUUACAAGAAUGAAAACAGGAGCACAGAUGCCGGUAUAUGUGAUGGGGCUGACCAACAGUCAGACUCCCUUCUCCUUUGGAAGUGUUCUGCCCAGUCUCACCUUCUACUGGUCCACCACCAAGAGAGACAUUCUGGACGUCCAGCCCAGGCACUCCGAGACCAACGUCAACCUUCAGCCGGAGCACAACUUCGCCAUGAGAGUAACGGGAAGGAUGAGGGGUCGGACCGGGCUGAAGGUGGUUCUCAGAGUUACCGACCCAAAGGCUCAGCAGCUGCAGGGGAGCCUACAGGAGCUCAGUGAUGAAAUCCAGAUCCAGGUCUACGACAAGCUGCAAGUGCUCAGUCCUCAGAUACAGGCUGAGGAGUUACUGCUGGCUCCAAACUCAGUCCUCAAACUCCAAACGAACAGGGACGGCGUGGGUGCGCUCUCCUACCGGAUGCUGGACUUGCCCGACCAGGUCGUCGUCACCCAGGUUGACGAUAAAGGCCUCCUCUCCUCUGGCUCCCUCACUGGCAUCUCUUCUCUGCUGAUCACCUCGCAGGAGACGUUCGGCGUCAAUCAAACGCUCAUCCUCACCGUAAAGGUGGUCCCUGUGUCCUAUAUCCGCUUCAGUGCCGGCCCCGUGCUCCACACCCAGACACGAGAGGGCCUGACUGCCUUUCCCCUGGGAAUGCUGCUCACCUUCACUGCACACUUUCACGCUAGCACCGGAGAGGCUCUUCACAGCUCCAACUCCCACCUUACGUUUUCUACCAACAGAGAUGAUCUUGUGCAGGUGGGGGUCGGCCCCUCUAAUCACACGCUGACGGUGAGAACCGUCAACGUGGGUCUGACGCUUCUCGCAGCGUGGGACAACGAGAACAUGGGCGUGGCAGAUUACGUUCCACUUCCUGUCCAGCACGCCAUCUACAUGGACGAGUCCAACAAACUGGUGGUGGGAGACGUGGUCUGCUUCCACGUCCAGUUAACGAGCCCAGAUGGUGUUCACGGUACAUGGAGCUCCUCUGCAGACGGGGUACUUCAGGUGGACCCUAAGAGUGGUGCGGCUGUAGCCAGAGACUCUGGGACCGUCACUGUAUACUAUGAAAUACCUGGAGUUUUGAAAACCUACAGAGAGGAACCUGCUCUCCAACCCAGAUGGAAGCCAUUUCACAGCUGCAGCCAGAAACAUCUGUAAGCUGUCAUCUGGGCUUUACGGGCGACGCCGUCGAUUUCUCUGCUAACGACGUCUUCAGAAUACGCGUCGGCUUCGACUCCAGCAUCGGCCUCUACACAUGCUCCAUGACCUUGCAGCCUAUGACCGAGCGGCAGACCCAUGUGCUCAGCAUGUCCAUGGCCCACCUGCUGGUGAAGGCAGGCCUGGCAGGCGGCGUCUUCACCGGGGAGCAAGUCAGCACCAGGCUGCCCAUAGAGCCGAGCCUGUACUCAGACCAGACCGAGCUGCUGCUCUCUAACGUGCACCCAUCUGCUGAGUUUACUGUUUACGGACCCACCACCAUCCUGUCUAACAUGGAGGUGGUGUCUACCUCUCCCAGCAUCGUUGUCAAAGAGAAGGAGGUCCACCACGGCUUCCCCAGUUACUCCAAGUACACAGUUAGUGCUGUGGACCCCCAACCAGCAGCUUCAGCUUCCAUUACUAUAAGCAGCUCCGCCUCUGGGCAGAGUUUUGUAAUCCCACUCACUUUUGUUCAUUCAGCUGAUUUCAGCACAGCCAAGCAAGCAUCUCCUCAAGCUGGUGUCAUGGAGGAGGGCAGCUCUCUGCACAGCUUCAUAAACUCCUACCAGAUGAUGUUCUGCACCUUGUUUGCUCUGCUGGCUGGUACAGCUAUAGUCAUCAUCGUCCUCCACUCUCUGUUCUCUCCAAAGGAACAAACGUACCACCCUGCGUUCAUCCAGAGGACCCCACCGCCCAUGACAGCUUUCGACUCUCCAGGAACAAACUCCUACAACCACGUGAUCCCCAGGCCCAGCCCAAACAGCAGUCCCAGAGUGCGCCUGUUCUCUCCAGACUACAAAUCCUGAUGAGUCCUCGGCUCCGUCUCCAUAUUCGCCAUGACCACACCGUCGGCCAUUAAUGCAGGAAGAACGCGCCGCCUCAGGGUGAAGCCAGUCAGAUCAGACAGAAAACCUGUUUGCCUUCAAACGGUGGUACAGAAGUAUAAAUGAUUGUUUGUUUGUUUGUUUGUUUUUCUAGAUUAUACAAUGAUCCAAGAUGAUCACAGGGCUGAUUUGAAGUUUUUUGUGUUUUUGUGUGAAAGUGUUCUGUGAUGUUUGUAUACACACAUACACAGUAUAGAUUUUUUUUUCACAAGGCCACUUGAUUAAUCACUUGUUUUGAAUAAUGCUUGAAGAUCAAAUGAGCGUUUGCUUAAAGUUUGUUGUUUUUUUAAUUACCUGUUUGUGCUACUUCUCAUAUUUGACAUGUGAACGUCCGUAACUCAGGAGAAACCAUAUUGUUGUUGUUGUUGGGCAGGAAACAGACGAACUUUUCAUAUUUAUUUUUCUGGGCAUAAAAUGAUCUUUGUAGCAACUAUGUUUUAAAAACUUCUCGUCCACUGGAUCCGUCCAAUGAAUCCGUCCUCAUUUGUGAUGAACCCUGUAAAUGUGUUUAAUUCCAACAGAGUACAGAAAAGGUUGGUUUUAUUUCAGGAGAGGGGUGAAUUUGUCUUCUGAUGUUUUGAGCCUCAAACUUGCAGUUUUUUUUCUUCCAUAUUCAUCAAUGUGAAACAGCUACAAAAUAUGAGCCUUUAUUCAGUUUUUAUUAUGUUUUUUAUAAAAAGCUCUUAAAUGUGAUCUUGUUCAUUUUUGAAAAUCUGAUACCUUUUCUGUUCAUUCUCUCGGCUCAUAUUACAGAAGUAGCUGCAACGUAAAAGUGUGACUUGGUUUUAAAUGGCGUAUUUUUGUAUUUGAGUUUAAAAAAAGCAAUUGACAAAGUUGUAUUUAUGUUGGCCAGUUUGUGAGCUUCCUGUUUUUGCCUUACUGAACAGCUUUCAGGACAUUUCAGUGUGAAUGACUGUGUGAAUAUGUGCUAAAUAAUGCUAAUGCUAAUUAAAGUUUUUACUUUUUAUGUGAA